This is a messenger RNA of Lagopus muta (rock ptarmigan), 6693 nucleotides long. It is a transcript of the gene GALNT14, whose product is annotated as polypeptide N-acetylgalactosaminyltransferase 14. The transcript is spliced from 15 exons. Lineage: Eukaryota; Metazoa; Chordata; Aves; Galliformes; Phasianidae. Gene Ontology annotation, cellular component: Golgi apparatus. Bases 169 to 1830 code for a protein of 553 amino acids. The record is from RefSeq and is a predicted model, not a curated record.
CUCCCCUUUCCUCCCCUCCCCUCCUUCCUCUCCUCCUUCUCCCUUCCCUGCAGCGCACUCACAGCCUGGGACUCGCAUCGCCAGCUCCUAAGCAGACGGUCGAGACCCCUCUUUCCUCCCUUUGCCCCCUUUUGCCUUUUUCUGCCCGUCACCCCAACCCCCGCAGCCAUGAGGCGCCCGACCCGCCGCCUGGCGCUGUCUGUGCUGGGGGUGCUCUGGAUCGCCGCUCUCCUCCUCCUCUUCUUCGGGGCGAGGAGGAAGCCAGAGGCGGAGGGACCCGAGGGCCAAACUCUAGAGGGCUCCGAGGCGGACUGGGACGACCUGUGGGAUCAGUUUGAAGAGCGGAGAUACCUGAGCGCUCGGAAGUGGAAGGGCGGAGAGGACCCGUACCGGCUCCAUGCCUUUAACCAGCGGGAGAGCGAGAGGAUGCCCAGUGACCGUGCCGUCCGUGACACCCGCCACCACAGGUGUACAACUCUGCGCUACCGCCAGGAUCUCCCUCCCACCAGCAUUGUCAUCACCUUCCACAACGAGGCCAGGUCUACUCUGCUGAGGACCAUUCGGAGUGUGAUGAACCGCACCCCAGUGCACCUCAUCCAUGAAAUCAUACUGGUGGACGACUUCAGUGACGAUCCUGAUGACUGCCGCUUGUUGGCCAAGCUACCCAAGGUGAAAUGCCUGCGGAACAGACAGCGUGAAGGUCUGAUCCGGUCCCGCAUUCAAGGGGCAGAUGUGGCUCAAGCAGGAGUCCUGACCUUCCUGGACAGUCACUGUGAGGUGAAUAAGGACUGGCUGCUCCCACUGUUGCAGAGGAUCAAAGAGGACCCCACACGGGUGGUCAGCCCUGUUAUUGACAUCAUCAACUUGGAUACUUUUGCCUAUGUGGCAGCUUCCUCAGAUCUCAGAGGCGGUUUUGACUGGAGCCUGCAUUUCAAAUGGGAGCAGCUUUCCCCAGAGCAGAAAGCCAAACGACUUGAUCCUACCAAACCCAUUAAGACUCCCAUCAUUGCUGGGGGGCUGUUUGUGAUUGAUAAAGCCUGGUUCAACCACCUGGGGAAGUAUGACAACGCCAUGGACAUCUGGGGCGGGGAGAACUUUGAAAUCUCCUUCCGUGUGUGGAUGUGUGGAGGUAGCCUGGAAAUCAUCCCCUGCAGCCGUGUUGGACACGUCUUCCGGAAGAAACAUCCAUAUGUCUUUCCAGAGGGGAACGCCAAUACAUACAUCAAAAACACCAAGCGCACUGCAGAGGUGUGGAUGGAUGAGUUCAAGCAGUACUACUACGCUGCCCGGCCCGCGGCCCAGGGGAGGCCAUAUGGAAACAUUCAGAGCAGAGUGGAGCUGCGGAAGAGGCUGAAAUGCCACAGCUUCAAGUGGUACCUGGAGAACGUUUACCCUGAACUUCGGAUUCCCGAGGAACUGCUGUAUCAGACUGGGAUGAUCAGGCAAAGGCAGAGCUGCUUGGAGUCACACAAGUCUGAAGACCAAGAGCUACCCAUCCUGAGCUUAAAUCCUUGCAUCACCAGCAAAGGCACAGCAGCAACAGCACAGGAGUGGACGUACACAUACAACCACCAAGUCCGUCAGCAGCAGCUGUGCUUGUCUGUGUAUACCCUGUUCCCUGGCUCCCCAGUGCUCCUGUCACCUUGCAAAGAAAGUGACAACAAGCAGCAGCAAUGGGGUAAAGUUGGGUCACACCUUGAGCACAUAGCUUCACGCUUCUGUUUGGACACUGAGACCAUUGGGGACACGAACGAGAGCACCAAAGAACUCGUCAUCAACCCUUGUGAGAGCACAGCCAUGAGUCAGCGCUGGGACAUGGUGAUGUCUUGACCUGCUUGAGAACUUACCCAGCUGUGCUGGGUGCCGAGACUUGCUACACACAGCCGAUAUGCACCAGAUAGAGCUCAAAUGCAAAACCAUUGGGGAGCCUUAUGUAUUAUGGGUCAGGAGAGGAAUCGAUCAAAUAAAAGCACGGUGCUGCAGGUUGAAGAACAGACGUUGAUUGCAAGGCACGUAGGUGUUAUUGGUCUGUUGGAAAUCAUGUGUUCCAAAAGGGAUGGCAAGAAACCAAAAUGACAUGUUUUAGAGGGACACUGGGGCCCCUGGGAUGGGCCCUGCCGAAGUUCAGUGUGUAUAGUAUUUAUUAAUCUCACUGGAAGAACAGAUAGAAGAGCCUUGGAUACCCGAAGGAGACUUGGACUCAGCAACACAAGCAUCUUCAUAGCUUUGGGGAGUAAGGCAAGUGCAUGAGGAGGGAUGCGCCAAGGGCUGCUAAAGUAUGUCACUUGGGAACAAGUGGAAAACGUUGAGUUAUCUUGCACUUUUUAUUGCUGUGAUUGAGUUUGUCUUCUGAUAGAAGUCUGAGUGGAGCUGUGUUGUACAUUCAGAUGUGUAUUUGAUUCACGGAUAUGUAUAGGCACACACAGGACAGUCGUUUGUGGCUACGGCCAGGAGCAAACUGGCAGGUAGCAGAGUUGUCCUAACUUUGUGCUAACUGGGGUGACUGAAUCUCCAAAGUCUAAGCAAACAGAGGGUUCAGUGUAUGAGAUGAAAGUAUACAAACCACUGUGAAGCUGGGAGCAGAAUUAUUCCUGCUCUCUGAAGGCCAUGGGUGAACCUCGGUCAUUGAAACUCCCCUAUAAUCUCACUAUGUAUCUCUCGCUGCUUCAUGUCUGGAAUAAGUCAAAUUUUAAGUCUUCUUCCAUAAAAAUAAUAUUUUUGGUAAUUUAAGGUAAUUGUGUCAUAUUUAUGUUUCCCAAUUUCCUGGCUGCAUUGGAAGGAACUCCUGUGAUGUCCUACUGCCAAAAGAAUGGAGGGGGCAACUAAAACUAGAGAUUGCUCUGAGGAAGAAGGGACAGGUGAAGGAAUUACCUGGUUUUGUUUCUCAGAUAUCUCAUAGCACCAGAUGUAAAGUAGAGAAGAAAGGAUUUAGGGCUCCCACAGUCGUACCUGUGAGCAGAGAGCCCUGGAUCACAAAGUAACUCUCACCCCAGUUCUUUCAACUGAAAUGAUUUGGCAGAGAUUAUUUCCUCGGGUUUUGAUAAAUGAGUGAUUAGAUAAGUUAUUAGCUAGUGGUCUUGUUAAGUGCUGGGGCUGUCAAAGGAGAAAAGUACAGAAGACUUCAGAAGAGGCCUCCCCACUAUGAGAAAACCUGCUGAUCCCUCACAGCAGCAGGAGGUGGGCAGUGAAGCACCAACAGCACACGCAGCCCUUGUGUGGCAACAGCUCUUGGAGAGAAUUUGCAUAGGACUGUCAGCAUCACUUGAGAAAAAUACAGUUUGUGCCCCUAAGAGCUCUUGGGUUUAAUGAAAAUCCUGUCCUUUGGUCCCAUGCUACAAACUCUGGGUAAAAUAUCGCAAGCUUUGAGCCCUCAAGUGCCUUCAGCAUCCCCUCUUGAAUAAUUGCUGGCUUUCAGGAUUUUACUGCCUCAGUUUCUCCUCCCUCAGCACUGGAAAAAAGCCAUAUUGCUUAAAUCUCCCUGGCUUUAAGGGCAGAACCAGCGUAAGUCUUUAUUUACAACGUGUCUCAGGGUAUAAGUGCUUUUUAUGUGCUGCAGUGAUUACUAACCUAAUCAAGCUCCCUUGGUGUGAGCCUCAAGGGCUUCUGUUACGGAAGGGCUGGAGUAAGCUGUCAUUUCACAGCAGUAGAUUGCAUUGUUUCCGUGUCACCAAUUUGCAAAGGAAAGGGGAAACAUUUAAAAUGGAAUGGACUCAUUCCACAAGGGUUCCUACUUAAUUGAACCAGGAAAUAUCACACCUACUUUUCACACUGGUGGUGACAGCCAAGCUGUAAUAAUUCCCCAUCUAGCAGUUGCAAGGAGAAGCACUUCCCAAGAGCUUGCAGCUUAAUGUGUUCACACCUGUGCAGGCCUGCAGCCUGGGUUCGCCAAGCUGCUGAUGCCAAAAUGCUGCUUGCUGCCUUGCAGCUGACCCAGCUUUAGCUGAACUGUAUGGCUUCAAUUUUGAAGUCCAGCACCCUGUGGGUACACCCUGACGCAGAGCUUUGACCUGUCUAGUUUUAUGAUUGUACACAUGGGACAAAAACACCCCUGCUGACAGCCAAAACUGUCUAAACAGGUAAUGCUCCUUUUUGCCUUAGCAGAAACAGCUACUUCACUAGUCUUGCAUGCUUGAACACUCAGACCCAUGCUGCAGGGAUAUGUUCCAGGAAGAAACUAUUUGAACUAUCCCACAUUUUGUGAAACCUGAAUGCUAUACUAAACCCCUUUCAAAUAGUUGAAAGAGUAGAUAAUAAAUAGGGGAAAUGGUUUUGAAUUGAAGGAGGGAAGAUUUAGGUUGGAUAUCAGGGGGAAAUUCUUUACAGAGAGAGUGGUGAGGUGCUGGAACAGGCUGCCCAGAGAAGUUGUGGAUGCCCCGUCCUUGGAGGUGUUCAAGGCCAGGUUGGAUGGGGCCCUGGGCAGCCUGGUCUAGUAUUAGAUGGGCAGGUUGGUGGCCCUGCCUGUGGCAGGGCGGGGUUGGAGAUUAGUGAUCCUUGAGGUUCUUUCCAACCCAAGAUAUUCUAUGAUUCUAUGAGUCUAUGACCCCAUUUAUUCUAAAACUGCAUUAUGGUGAUAAGCUCUAUGUGAUAGUGGAAGGCAAUCAGUGGAGAAGGUGACAUCAGGCACAAUAUCUCCUACCAGUAAGCUUCACUGUUUGGUUAAGACUAGACCCAGGGAGCUGCAGGUGAUCGUCUUACACAUCUGUUGGCCAUAACCUUAAAAUAUAGCAUGUUUUACGCUCUAGGAAAUGAAAUUAGCCCUAUGGAUCAGAGAGGUUUCCAGAGAAGCCCGAAGUAUCACCUGGGAAACUUAAUAUAAGCAGGCAAUGAACUGGCAGGCUCCCAGAUUAGCCAUAAUAUGGCAUUUAGCGAAUCUUCUGCUUAGCAUCCCUAAAAAGAGACCUUGCAUUGUGUCAGGGGAAAGAUUAACUGCUGCUGAAAUCUAACUCACCCUUUUAGUUUAUUUAACUUAUUAAAAAACUUAUUAAAACACACUGGAGACAGAUGAAUGUUUUUGCUUUAUAUUUGUUCACUCCCUAGACAUUUAUUAUCACACCGUGAUGCCUUUUUAUCCCUAAUGUCAUUUGGUGGUAAUGCUUCUGGUAACAUGUUGCAUUUACUUGAACCAAUGUGAGAUAAAGUAGGAAACAUGGUUCUAAUCCUGGAUGUUAGGCUUUGUGAAAUGCUUUAUUCUUUUUUAUUAUCAUAAGCUCUUAUGAGUCACUUCUACCUUGAGGAAAACCCUUGGGAAAAACAGAACAGGAAACUCAGGGCUGGAACUACCACUGCCUUUCUAAGAGCCCAGUGAGGUUAUGCAAACACAACACAAAGCACCAUAGACUUCCCUUCCCAAAGACGAUCCAUGUUCCAGUGGGAUCAAAUCUACAUAAUUGUCGUUGGGCUGGGGGGUCUUACAUAUCCUACCUUUGUUGAUCUGAUUUCCAGAUACUUUGUACUCAUCCUCUCUCCGUGCCAGCAAAGUACCAUAAAAUAACAACAUAAAGCAUUAAUGUCUUAAAACAUAAAGGUGAAAUAAUUCAGUAGUAAAGAGAAGGAAACUGAAUUCAGACGUCUUUGAUCACAUAAUGUGGCAACAGGAAAGUGGGGCCAGUGAAUGAAGACUUGGAGGACUGUGCUUGAAGUCCUGAGCGCUGAACCCUUCCACUGCUUCUUGGAGUGACUUGGAUUCCUUCUCCCACCUCAAUUUCUCAAACUUUUGUGGAAGGCUGAAUAUUUUGAACAGAGAGAUAUCUUUGUAUUAGUUUUUGCUGUGCAUAGCAGUAGCAGUACUGGGCUAGCAAUGGACUGACAGCCCUAUUAUCUUUUUUAUCUGUCUGUACAGAAUCUGGUGGGAGUGAAGUUAAUUUUCAUCAUAGCAGCCUGUACAGUGCUGUGUUGUAGUGACCAAAGCAGUGUCGAUAACAGGCAGCAAUGUUUCCGUGAUUGCUGUGCUUGCACUGCCUCAGGGCAUUCUUGGUCUCACUGCUGUUUCAGGUAGGAGGCUGGGAUGGGCAGGAGGUUGGGUGGGGACACAGCUGGGACUGCCAUAAGCUGACUCAAGGGAUAUCCCCUACCAUAAUGUUACAGACAGCAAUAAGACUGGAAAGAACUGGGAAGACAAAUUUUCCAAAGUAGAAACUGGCUGGGCUUUAUUUCUGCAGGUGUCAAGUGACUGAUCGCCUUUGCAUUACCUGUUUUGUUUUGUUUUUCCCCUUUUCCUUCAAUAAUUAAGCUAUAUUUAUCUUAACUCACACGUUUUUGUCACUUUUGCCCAUCUGAUUCUCUCCUUCCUCAAGGUAAUUGGAGCAAGUGAGAAAUGGGGUGGAGCCCUUGGCUGUACUAGGUGACGCAAGUCUGUAGACUUGUCUCCUUCAUGUGACUCUGACUACAGCUGUGCAGUAGGACCUGUGCUGCUCAAGCUUCACAUCUCAAAAGCUGUAGUUAACAGCUGUGGGCUUGGAUUUUUGUAAGGCAGUAAAGGAAGCAAAAAUCAAGCAGAUUGUAAUCUGCUAAUAAUGAAUAUUUGUGGUAGAAGAAAAUGUAGGUCAUUAAUUUUCAGGCUAAGUUAAUUCAUUCGAAUGGUCAGCCCAGCCCCAGUUGUAGUAUGAUGUGGCUGCUUUAAGUGGCCAAAGAGUUUAAGGAAGCCUGGUAUGAGUGGCCAGCUUACUUUGAGAUGUAAGGGCUCAAAUCCAGUAG